Molecule: messenger RNA, 3931 nt
Organism: Siniperca chuatsi (mandarin fish)
Lineage: Eukaryota; Metazoa; Chordata; Actinopteri; Centrarchiformes; Sinipercidae
Gene: ccr6a
Product: chemokine (C-C motif) receptor 6a
Exons: 2
Coding region: 1880-3028 (382 amino acids)
Biological process (GO): immune response; chemotaxis; G protein-coupled receptor signaling pathway
Cellular component (GO): membrane
Molecular function (GO): chemokine receptor activity
Source: RefSeq, a predicted model, not a curated record
UUAAAGUUUUGUUUUUAGUGUUGGAGGAUAUUUGAAUGAACCCCCACUGGGAGCCCAGGUGUGUGCAGGGGUGGGUGGAUGUUUUGAAUGAACCACAGCCUCAUUUUUAAUUUGGAAAAUGAUCGGCAGUAAUUUUAGUACACGUGUGGUUUGUAAUUCAUGAGCUAAAACUGCAAAACAACAACAAAAACAGUGGUUUGGUCCUGACGGUGACCUCCUCGAGUAGCUAAUUAUUCACUUGUUGGAAGCUGUAUAUAAUUUGUAUUUCCCUCCCCAUAAAUCAUAUUAGUUACCACCGAGCAACCUUUAUCGAUCCUGUAACAACGCUGUAGCUACCACUUUGAAUAUCUACGCUAUGACAGUAUGUUAGCAACCUGCUAGAAAACACAUAACAAGGACCCCAUAUACACUAACAACAUCCUAUAAUUUACUAAUGUCCUUGUGACCACCUAGCAACAGCUUAGCAAUGACCAAAAACACCCAAGCAAUAUUUUACCAAUCCUGUAAUAAAAGCAUAGCUAUGAUUUAAUUUAAUUUCUACCUAACAAAGACCCAAAAUACGCCAACAACAUCCUUACGCCACAGCUGAAUAGCAACCAGGGUCCUCAGUGUUCUUGUAACCACCUAGCAGCAGCUUAGCAACCACCCUGAACGCCUAGCAAUAUUUUACCAAUCCAGUUGAAAUUGUAGGAUACUGCCUAGCAAGAUGUUAGCGACCACGUGAGAGCACCUCACCAACCUCCCAGAAUCCACUUUAUUGUGGUCUGGCUGCUCGCCAACACGGAGGAGAUUAAAGUACUUCUUCACUCCUUCUGAGUCAUAACUCAGUCAAAGCUGACAUGAAGCUCAUACUUUUAGAUUCAGUGUGACUUACACUUUCCGUUGACAUCAUUUGUCAACAUCUAUUACUGUAUGUCCAUAAAUCAGCUUAGAAAUCAUAGAAUAAAGCCGCUCCUUGUAGCUGCAGAACCUGCCUGAGAAUCCUGCUGUUUCUAAGUUUCCUUCAGUCUCACAGUGAUCCAGAGACAGCUGUCUGUCCGUCCACGGGUCCACUGCAGACAGGAGCUGCUGACUGCUGGUUCGGCUGACUAAAAUGUAAACAGAUACGGGGGUAAAGUAAAGAGGCGCGACUUGCUAAAUGUUAAAUGUGAAAUAAAAAGUUUUGUUCUUCUUAUAUUUAUGUAUUAUAUUUUGCAGUAGCAUUUUUUUAGAGCCUCGCUAGAAAACUAAAGGAUUAGUCUAAAAUAAAAGACUAGAACAAUCUAAAUGCUGGAGGAAUGAAAAAUUUAUUACAUAUUUAUUUACAUUUUUGUCAAAUUGGCAGCAUUAAAGGUAUGCUGACUCAGCUGUUGGCUGUGAACUCAAAUUGUCUCUCACCUUUACGACACCAAACGGUAACACCUGCACUGAUUUCAAACCACAGACUUAUUGAAAUGGAACCUUUUUCAAUCCAAGUCACGUCUUUUCAUUUACAUGUGUAUUUAUGACCCAACAGCGGUCUCUCACGCAUCGUCUUCAGAGCAUUCAGCCUUUUCUGGUCACAGUUAUUAUGUGCUGUCAUUAAUGUCAUUUUAACUUUUAAUGAAAACCGUUUCAGGCGAAACAUGAGACUUUUAGGAUGUGAAGAAAUGAAAUGUGUAAAAACCUUUGCUGAAACAGCAGCAGAGUGAGGAGAUGAAAGAGGAAGACUUGAAUCUGAGGUUUUCAGAAGCACACACACACACACACACACACACACACACACACAUUUCCCUUUUAUCAGCAGUGUUUCAGUGUGUGAUCGAUGUUGUACAGCCUCCUCACCAUCAUCCUCAUCAUCACCUGUAGCAGCGACGAGGGAAACCAGCAGCACGAUCCGAACUUCAAACCUUAGAAGAAGAUGAUGGACGAAAUGAUGUCCAACCUAUCAGAUUACGACGAUAAUGAGUACUAUGACACUUAUGACUACGAAGUGAUUGGACCUUGUUCUCACCAGAACAACCACAGCGUUGAGCUGGUGGUCGGCCCGUACGUCCACUCCAUCAUCUGCAUCCUGGGCUUCGUGGGGAACAGCCUGGUGAUCGUCACGUACGCCUUCUACAAGAGGACCAAGUCCAUGACCGACGUCUACCUGCUCAAUGUCGCCAUCGCUGACCUGCUGUUCGUGGUGUCGCUGCCUCUCAUCGUCUACAACGAGUUGUCGUCGUGGUCGAUGGGGCCGGUGGCCUGCAAGCUGCUGCGAGGCUCCUACAGCGUGAACCUGUACAGCGGCAUGCUGCUGCUCGCCUGCAUCAGCACCGACCGCUACAUCGCCAUCGUCCAUGCCCGCCGCAGCUUCAGACUGCGCUCGCUGCCGUACAGCCGCCUCAUCUGCACCAUCGUCUGGGCCACCGCCUUACUGCUGUCUGUCCCCACCUUCUACUUCUACAACUGGUACGAGCCGUCCCACACCAAGGACACCUUCAUGGACGAGGUGGAGGUGAUGAAUCAGACCUCCAAGCCUCCCCAGUACGUCUGCGAGUUCAAGUUCUCGCACAACAGCACGGCCUGGAACACCAAGGUGGCCGUCCCCAGCGUCCAGGUGGCGGUGGGCUUCUUCCUGCCGCUGCUCAUCAUGGUCUUCUGCUACACCGCCGUCAUCGUCACCCUGCUGAGAGCCAGAAACUUCCAGCGGCACAAGGCGGUGCGGGUGGUGCUGGCCGUGGUGGCGGUGUUCAUCGUUUGCCACCUGCCCUACAACAUCGCGCUGCUGUACGACACUGUCAACAUCUUCGAGGUGCAGUCGUGCAAUGCGUCAGAUGCCUUGCAUACAGCCAAGACGGUGACGCAGACCAUCGCCUACCUGCACUGCUGCCUGAACCCCGUGCUGUACGCCUUCAUCGGGGUGAAGUUCAGGAACCACUUCAGGAGGAUCGUCCAGGACCUGUGGUGUCUGGGGAAGAGGUACAUCGCCCCACGCCGCUUCUCCAGGGUCACCUCCGAGAUGUACGUGUCCACUCGCCGCUCGGUGGACGGAUCGAGUGACAACGGCUCGUCCUUCACCAUGUGAGGACGCUCGGCGGGUUCAUCUGUGGAUCCGUCUGUUGUGGACCAGAAGAUUCCCUCCUGAAGCCAAAGCUCUCUGGAGCUGGGCUUGAGGCCCGCCGGUCUCUUGAAGUCCAAACCUGACUCAGGGCUGUAAAUCAUUUUGUAAUCAUGUGUUGCUUUAGGCUCUUGGUCACAAGAUAAAUCUGAGGGCUUUUAAGAUGAUAAGAAAUGAGACAAAAAAAUCUGCUGCAACAUUUAUGUCCGUCUGUCUUUUCUUUAAUUUUUGCUUUUUAUUGUGAAAUACUGCAGUUUUACCUCUUCAGGACUUAAAAAUCUGUUUGAGAAGGAAACAUCAAUCUUUGGCUGAACUGCUCACAGCUUAGAGACACGAACUGUGACCAAACGUUGCUUUGCUUUUAAAAGAGUUGAUUAUCAUUGAAUCCACAUAAAUUGUUAACCAGCUGUUUUUCAAACUGAUCUGGAGGCUCAGCUGACCAAGAUUAGUUAGUACAGUGUAACUGUGCAACUCUGUGUCCUGGAAAUGAACCUGGUUUUGAAGGAAACCCACGUGCUGUCUGUGUUGUGUUUAUCGGCAACAUUGUAAGUAGUAGGUCAGAGGUCCGGGUGAGGAGGUUCAGGAGUUUGACAGCAGAGAUCACCACCUGGUGUCAGCUUGAGAUACUGAAACACUUUGGUUCAGUAUUAAAAGAGUCAAGAAGUCCUGUCUCGUGCUUCAAGUCAGCUGGGACUUUUUCAAUAUUGAACCAUCUUUCUUGAAGCUGAGAGACUCAACCAGAAAACGACAUCCAUCAUGAUUUACGAGCAGAUAUGGACCUUUUUCAUAGCAGACAUUUGACUUGUCAUAGCAGGAAAGACACAGGUGGAUACUAAUAUGUCAACUACUAUCACCUUCUGACUCUGGUGA